Messenger RNA from Grosmannia clavigera kw1407, 951 nucleotides. Its product is annotated as phosphoribosylglycinamide formyltransferase. The record is from RefSeq and is a predicted model, not a curated record. NCBI's taxonomy places the organism in Eukaryota, Fungi, Ascomycota, Sordariomycetes, Ophiostomatales, Ophiostomataceae. Gene Ontology annotation, biological process: 'de novo' IMP biosynthetic process. The transcript has 3 exons. Gene Ontology annotation, cellular component: cytoplasm. The coding region runs from base 1 to 951 and encodes 316 amino acids. Gene Ontology annotation, molecular function: phosphoribosylglycinamide formyltransferase activity.
AUGGCAAAAUUCCAAAUCUCAGUUCCUUCAUGCGUCAAAGAAGCCUUCGAGAGGCCGGUAUCCAAGUUGGUGGUGAAGAAGAUUGAUCACACGGGUCAGCACUUUUCGGAACAGUGGAUGAAUGGAUGUCGUUACUAUGUCUUCGAUAUCGUGCCGGACUCCUUCAAACAGGCCGGGUUACCUGUUAUCGCGCUUCUGACUCCGUCCGGGACACGCACCUGGAAACUUGCCAUGGCUGAUCACGACACAUGCCACAUUCUGGUGAUGGCCAGCGGAAACGGCUCCAAUUUCCAGGCCCUGGUCGACGGCAUUGCGUCAGGGAAAAUCAGCAAUGCAAAAAUUGAGCAGCUCGUGGUAAACCGGGGCAAAGCAUUUGCGACCCAACGAGCUGAAAAGGUGGGGAUUCCUUGGGAAUAUUUCAAUAUGGUCAGCCACGGUUUUCAGACCAAGGGCGAGUCAGACCCGAUGAAGCUGCAGGCCAGCCGUGAGAAGUACGACGCAGCUCUCAGCCAGAAAAUUCUUCAGGGCUUUGGCGGAAAGGCUGCCCCGGACCUGAUCGUGCUGGCUGGAUGGAUGCACGUGUUUACCAAGGCCUUCCUCGAUCCAUUGGAAGCAGCCGGCAUCAAAAUCAUCAAUCUACACCCUGCACUACCGGGACAAUAUGAUGGAGCCAAUGCCAUACAAAGGGCAUUUGGCGAUUUCCAGGCCGGAAAGUUAAAAAACGGCAAGACCGGAAUCAUGGUUCACUUCGUGAUUGACGUAGUUGACCGUGGAACUCCCAUCAUGACGGUGGAGAUCCCGUGCCGGAAAGGCGAGGAUAUUCACCAGUUAGAGGAGAGAAUACAUGCCGAGGAGCAUGCGCUGAUUGUGACUGCCACCCAGCAAGUGGCGCAGGAGGUUUUGCAAUCCAAGAGAACGAGAUUAGCUUCUGCGGGUGUUGGGAGCGCUUGA